CUACCUGUCAGAUCAGGGCCAGAAUGUCCUCAGUGCCUUGGCCUUUUCCACAGGGCUAUGGCUGGCCCUCAUCCUGACCAUGCGGACCAUUCUCAGGAUGCUGCUGUGCUACCAUGGAUGGAUGUAUGAAGAGCAUGGCAAGAUGUCCAACAUCACCAAGAUCUGGCUGGCUCUGGUGAAAAUCUUUGCUGGCCGGAAAGCCAUGCUGUAUAGCUAUCAGUCCUCGCUGCCUCGUCUGCCUGUCCCAUCUAUCAAGGAUACGAUGCGACGCUACCUGGAGUCUGUACGACCUCUUCUGACGGAUGCCGAGUUCCAGCGCAUGACCGGUCUUGCCCGCGACUUCGAACGCAACCUGGGACCUCGUUUGCAGUGGUACCUCAAGCUGAAAUCUUGGUGGGCAUCCAACUAUGUGAGUGACUGGUGGGAAGAGUACAUCUAUCUCCGUUCACGAGGCCCUCUGAUGGUAAAUAGCAACUAUUACGCCAUGGAUUUCCUGUAUGUAACCCCAACCCCAAUCCAGGCUGCUCGUGCUGCUAACCUAGUCUAUGCCAUGUUGUUGUACCGACGGAAGCUCACCCGAGAAGAGAUAAAGCCUAUGAUGAUCCAAGGCUCCCUGCCCAUGUGCUCGGCUCAGUUUGAACGCAUGUUUAAUACAACACGUAUCCCAGGCAAAGAGGGAGACCGAGUACAGCAUAUGAGAGACAGCGAGCACAUCGCAGUAUACCACGCUGGGCGCUUCUUUCGGGUGUGGCUGUACUACAACGGGAGACUCCUGCAACCUCGUGAACUUCAGGCCCAGUUUCAGUCAAUUCUGGACAACCCAACGCCACCUCUGCCCGGCGAGGAGAAGCUGCCAGUCUUGACUGCUGCGGACAGAGAUCCCUGGGCCCGGGCCCGCCAAACGUACUUCCAGUCAGGGAAGAACCAACAAUCUCUGAAUGUUGUGGAGAAAGCCGCCUUCUUUGUCACCCUGGACACCAGCGAACAAGGAUUACAGGGGCCCAAUCCAGGUCAGGCGCUGGACGCCUAUGCCAAGUCCCUGCUACAUGGGCGCUGUUAUGACAGGUGGUUUGACAAAUCUUUCACGCUGGUAGUUUUCCGCAAUGGGAAGGCUGGCUUGAAUGCCGAACACUCCUGGGCAGAUGCACCUGUCGUUGGUCACCUCUGGGAGGUAUGUGUCUGUGUAAAGUGCUGUCAAGCUGAGCAAGCAUGGGAACCCCACAGGGUCCUCAAGCAUACCCAGCAAGUUUCCAUGGCGGAGUGA
Molecule: messenger RNA, 1264 nt
Organism: Sphaerodactylus townsendi
Lineage: Eukaryota; Metazoa; Chordata; Lepidosauria; Squamata; Sphaerodactylidae
Product: carnitine O-palmitoyltransferase 1, liver isoform-like
Exons: 10
Coding region: 80-1264 (394 amino acids)
Biological process (GO): carnitine metabolic process; fatty acid metabolic process
Cellular component (GO): mitochondrion
Molecular function (GO): carnitine O-palmitoyltransferase activity
Source: RefSeq, a predicted model, not a curated record